AAUUUUGAUUGAAAUUUCCAAAUUAAUCGGCGGAUUCUCUUCGAAACAUAGUGACAUAUUAGAACUCCCCAUACAUGGAUUUAGUUUGCGGCAAAUUUUAUUUAAAUUACUGCAAAGGUGACCGAUGUUUAGCCCAUUACUUAAGUCGUUUCGUUUCAGACGUCCGGUGUAGUAUAAAUAAUUCAUAUCUUCCUUGUAAACCUGUAACUGUUACAAACUUACGAAAUCACUAUCUUAAAAUACGAGCUGAUAUUUGAAUUACAGCAGUCGGGAUAAUGGAUGGGGGCAAGCGAACUAGAGGGGAAAGUGGGGUGGGGUUAUGGUGAGGGGGAGUUGGGAGAGGGAAGGAAGCGUAAAUUAAGGACGUGUCAAGUCCAUGCGUACCGGAGGAGAGUACCUUGGCCCCAUGUCUAACCUCGACAAAAAGCCACAAGUUGUAUAAGGAUAACAUUUCAUGAUAACUCAAACAAAGAAGGGGUAUAUAUAAGCUGUGAAAGACGAGGGAAAGCGUCACUUCUGCUAUUACUUCUAGCAAAAUGUCUGUUCAUUUCCAGGUAUCCGUGGUUGCGGCUCUGCUCUGCUGCGUUGCUUCAUCCUUUGGACAAAUUCAGAGUCCGAGUGCGACCUCAAGUCUGAGUCCAAGUCCAAGUCCAAGUUCAAGUCCAAGUCCAAGUUCAAGUCCGAAUACCACGGACCCUUGUGCUGACUUCGGGUGUUUGAAGGGAGGUAAAUGCAAAGCCCCAAACGGCAUCCCAUUCUGCGACUGUGUGAUGGGAACUUCUGGAGAUAAAUGUCAAACAGAAAUUGGAAUUAUCCAGGAUCCUUGCUAUUUCAAUCGGUGUGUGAAUGGGGGUUUCUGCGCUUCACCUACCGAGGAGGGACAGUGUGUGUGUCUACCUGGAUACAGUGGAGACAGAUGCCAAAUCAGUUCGGCGAUUGAGGAUCCCUGUGAUGGCGUCGAGUGUUUGAACAGAGGCUUGUGCAGUUCAGAGGGAGGCACCGCAAAGUGUGUCUGUGAACUGGGAUAUUUUGGGGUGAUAUGUGAAAACAAAGAAGUAAAGUUUGACCCUUGUGCGGGCUUCGAGUGUUGGAACGGAGGUUCCUGCAUUGCGUUUGGACGAUCAAAAUUCUGUAUUUGUGCAAAAGGUUUCACUGGACGCAUUUGCAACAAUCCAAUCAAGAAGGCUUGUGAUGACUUCGAGUGCUUGAACGGAGGUAAAUGUACUUCAUCCUACGGCCGCCCUUACUGUCUUUGUGAACCAGGAUAUGCUGGAGACAAAUGCAGCAUUAAAAUCAAUUACUCUUGUGAUGAACUCGAGUGUCUGAACGGAGGUUUCUGCACUGAAUUUGCUGGCCGCGCUUACUGUGCUUGCGCACGAGGAUAUACUGGACAGGAUUGCAGCUCUGAAAUCGAGGACCCUUGCGACGACUUUGGCUGCUUGAACAAAGGUUCCUGCAUUGCAAACGGCGAUAACGCGAAGUGUCUGUGUCGACCAGAGUUCUACGGAGACAAAUGUCAAAGACGGAUCUGAUCCCUAAGGCAGCGAGCUGUUCAUUUUGCGAGUGACGUCAGCGUGCUCGAUCGCCACAAGCAGAAUAUCAACAAGUGAAUUCCCAUCCCACUUCGUCCCUGAUUUUGAUUUUAAAAAAUAACCCCCCCCCCCAGCUUUCUCACAUCCUCUGAAAAGAGGAACUAUCCUGCUAUCCUGAUUUCGUCAAAAAGACUAAGCUUUUUCUAGACCCAGUAGAUCAGAAAAAAUGUAUCAUUUCAAAAGAGUGUCUUAAAGAGUAAAUAAACUUUAACAGUGCAAUGAA
Messenger RNA from Aplysia californica (California sea hare), 1815 nucleotides. Its product is annotated as fibropellin-1. Gene Ontology annotation, biological process: heterophilic cell-cell adhesion; establishment or maintenance of epithelial cell apical/basal polarity. Gene Ontology annotation, molecular function: calcium ion binding. The transcript has 9 exons. The record is from RefSeq and is a predicted model, not a curated record. Gene Ontology annotation, cellular component: protein-containing complex; plasma membrane. Lineage: Eukaryota; Metazoa; Mollusca; Gastropoda; Aplysiida; Aplysiidae. Bases 537 to 1532 code for a protein of 331 amino acids.